AUGAGCACCUCGUUAGUGAGGGCUUCUCACCUAACGAAUCGGCAAGGUGGUUGUCGAUUUGGGGUUAUCACAUCACGGCGUCCUAAAACAGCGAAUCCACAGACCCGUCGUGUCCCCACCCUCCCUUUUACGUUAGAUUUAUUGAAUAAAUACGAAGGGAGCAAAGAAGAAACAUCACUUGUUUCUACACUACGCGAAGAAACAACACUAUCUACACCACGUAGCAUUCGUGAAUUCAUCGAGACAAGUUCAAUAGAUUCAAUCAGAGAUCACUCAGCUUUAGUGAUACAAAGGAACUGGCGAACUCACAGAAAACGCCAAAGACUCGCUAAAAUGUUCGAUUUUUUCAAAAAAAUCAGGCAAGUUAAAUAUACACACGCAUUUGCUGCCUGGAAAUUGGCAUUGAAUCCACCAGCAGACGUUGCACGCAAGUACUACGAAAAAUUCAUCUCAUUCUCAGAUUUAUCAGGUAUAUUACCCAUCCAAACUUUUUUAUUACAAAAAACUUCGUUUAAUACAUACAUGAAAACGAAUUUCCUCUUAAUGAAACCAUCACUCAACCAUGAAAAAGUCACACAAGUCGUUGUCAACUUCAACAAACCACGAAUUUCCUUAUUUUUCAAUGCAUGGUUACAAAUAUCUCAAGAACACUCAGUUCUCAAACACUCACACGAAUCGAUCUACAAUGUAGGCAAGAACAGGAUCCAAUUCGGACCGUUGUAUUGGGCCUAUCACGUUUGGAAAAGAUGGGCUUACUUACAUCGCAACCAUAAGAAAGGCAUUUACCCAGAUCCUAAGCGCUUUUUCUACAUUCCAGAGUGGAACUACGCACUUGCAAACAAAGAAAAACAAAAGCGAUUAAUACAUGAUGCGGAUCUCCAACACAGAAGGUUUCUCAUUGUCAGAGUCAAGAAAGCCCUACGUAAGAACUGUCUUUACAAGAUGAAACAGCAACACAACAUCAAAGAUAUACAAACAAAAGUUAAUAAGAUCGUAAUGGUCAAAGCUUACAGAGGAUUUAUGACACUUAUAGCCAGUUACAAGCUCAAACAGUCCAUGCUCACAAGAAUCCUCAAGUUCUGGUAUACGUAUGUUGACAAGAAAAGGAUGUUAGACAUGUUUAAAGACAUUCACUCACAAAGAACAGUUUUAUUCACUUUAAACAAAAUGUUUAGACAGUGGAGAUUGAAUAUUGUUGAGAUUGGUGCUUAUUCUGCUAUGAUACAUGACAUGAUCUAUGAUAAAAGAUCAGUAAUUUUAAGAUGGGUCUUCCUAAUGAUGGGAGAUUCACUUCACUUCACUUUUUAUUCAAGUUUUGUUUGUUGGCGCAAAAUCAUUUUGAGUAAAAAGAAAACAAGGAAAUUCAUGGAGUGGUCGAAGUAUCAUUCCAAGCAGCAAGGUCUCAAGAAGUUUGUUUUGGACUGUUUCAGAGUCAAAGCAAAUUUCAAUGUUGACAAAACAAAUUCAAAUCCGUUCGGAGGAAGAACGGUUUUGCCACAAAUGAAAAAGUUGAGAAACCGCCAAGUGACGAUAGACAGUCCGACCAAUUAUUUAUCCAACACAUUGCACGCGUAUAAUAAUACAAAUGAGUAUUAUCCAUGCAAAGAAGAUUUGACACAAUGGGACAAAAAUGAUGUCAAAAAUUUGUUUUUACAGGUCACUUUUUUGGUUGCAACGAGAUCAAAAAGUGAUGUCAGCACAACAGAUCCUAAGAAGAGGAUGAAUGAAGUUAAGAACUACAGGAUCAAGAACAUGUUGUUUAAUCAAGCAGGAUUAUCAGAACACAGACAAAAACAAGCUGAUAAUGAUCUCAAAUUGAAACAAAUUUGGAGAGAAAGAUUGAGAAGAGAUUCCAUCAUGAUCUUGUCAAUGGAAGCCCAUGAUGAAGCGAUUGAAUACAACAGGAUUGAUCCUAAAUUCGGUUUACAUGAUGGUCCAAUCAUGUAUACACACAAAGAAGACACAAAAAAUAAUGAAGAAGAAGAAUACGAUGAAGAAGAAGAGAUUUCAUUUAAUUUCAGCAGAGGAAAAGAUCCUAAACAACGUCGACAUUCAGUUCGUCCAGCAAAUGAACCAGUUCAUCCUCUCAUGAAAGAUAUUCCUGUAAUUAGAAAAUCAGUUAUAGAUAAUGUCAGAAAAUUCCGACGUUCUCCUGCAGAAAUUUUCAUUGAACGUGUUACUCGAAAAACACUUAAUUCACGUGCAUUAUCACAAGCAUCCCAGAAUCUUACAUUGUCACGACAAUCUUCUACAUACGAUUCAUUCAUUCCUAUUGGUUCAUUGUCUUCAUCAUCAUUUAAUUCGAGUUCAUCUUUCCAAUUACAAGGAAUUGGAGAAGCACUUGAUUUGAAUGUCAAUAAGAACUUCCAUGAGAUACAGAAACUUCCAACAACAACAGUUAUCCAACCAAAUGAUGAUAUCAAUGUCAAAUUAGGUACACAGAACUUAAAUGUUGGUCAUGUUCAAAAGAAAAUCAACUUUGGCAAAAUUUCACCACAAAAAUCCGGUGGAAAAAUGGAAAUCAUCAAAGAAGAGAACAACGAAGAAGAAAAUUCAGAAGAAGAUCAAAACAUUGAAUCCGAUCACGAAUCACAAAGUAGCAAAAAAGAAACAGAACAAGAAGAAGCUCUUAAGAACAUCCAAAUUGACAAUAAGAAAGAUCGAAUCAGUCUCGAAGAGUUAGCUAUGAGUUUCUUGAACGAAAACGAAGCCAAUUUCGGAUUGACAGAUUCUAAUAACGAAUAUUCCAUCUUGACAAAGAAAUACAUUGGCAUCUUGGCCACAUUGUUAGGUUUUCGUGGUCAUCUUGCAGUUCCACAAGUUGAAGGUAAACCAGUUCAAAACAUUUCCACUGAGUUCCCUGCAGUUUCAACAAAGAUUUCACGAUUAGUUCGUCGAAUCAAUGCAACAGAGCCACAUCUUCUUUUCCCUCCUCGUUCUGAAGAAAAAAUUGCUUCAACAAAGAAACUUCCACAAGUUUCACAAGCUCCACCUGUUAAAGAACGUAAGCGUCAAAAACUCUUUGAAGAACGAGGAGAAAACUUUGAAGAAGUCAUUGGCGAAGAUGGAAAAGUCUACAAGAAAUCAAAUUGUUCCGAAUUUUCAGGAGUUUUAUUCAGUGGUGAACAAGUUUUGACAUUAGCUCCAUGGGAAAACCGUAGUGAAGUUCGCAAGUCUAAUGAAAACUCCGCACGCUCUAGUUAUGCAUCACUCCCAACAGCAAAGAUCACUGUCAAAGGCUUUGAAGACAUUCCAGGCAUGUCAGAACUUGUUAAAGAAGUUUCAUCAUUUUUAGGUGGAACUUCCAAAGAAAAUGAAUAUUCAGAUCUUGACGAAACUAACGAACAGGCAGAGAACCAAACUAAAAUUGUUAAGAAUGCGCUUGAAAUUGCAGAUGGUGUUGCACGGAAACUUCUUAAGAAAGAAGCAAUUAAUACUCCAUUUGAUGAAAUCUUCAACUUUGUUGAUACAACAGGUAUUAUUUUGCACAAUGACAAAAAGCAGCAAAAGGAUAAACAAAAUAGAUCAGAAGAUGAAGUUUCUGUUUCUAACAUUUCUAAUGAUACAAUGAACAAACACCAUGCAUUCAACACGGCAUCACGCAAUCAACGAUCCGGAUUGAUUAUCAUUGAACAGAAACUUACAUUCACACAAGAAUUACUUCGUGCCAUCAAAGAAAGUUCCAAACUUAUGAAACCACACUUAAUCAAGUAUUACGGCGAUCUCAACAAGAUUGAUCCAUUCAAAGAAUAUUCCACACUUAAAGAUAAGAUUAAGAAACGGCAAUCACAAAUUAACAAACAAUCUAAUGUAUCAAAUACUCAUGAAAAUCCAUCUAAGACACAAUUAUCUAGAACAGAACCAUUUAUUAAAAACACGAAUUCUAAUACAAGCCGAAGUAGUAAAAGUGAAAUCAAAGUUCGGAAGAAAGUCACAUCAGAAACAAUCCAACCAAAGACAUCACGAAGGAGUAAGAUCAAAGAACUUGAAGAGAUUGAUGUUGGUGAAGGCGAAGUUGCAUUGACAAUUGGUGGUCGUCUUAAUUCAACUGAACAUCCAACAAAAGUUAACAAACGAUCAUUGACAACACUUUCACAUCGUAUUUCACGUAACAGCAACGAUCGAGACCGAAGUGAUUUAGUUGUUAAAAGCUCUCGUAUUAAUAAACAAGACUCAGGUGAUCUGUGUUUAACAUCACGUAAGAUGACCCCACAUUUAUCUAUUGCAACAUUAGACACUACAAAGAGUUGUAUUCGUGUUCAUGAAGUUUCAAAUGCUCGUCGUAAACCAAAAUUCACAAAUAUGACAGCAUCAACACCUAAGACUCCUGACACACUGAUCUACGAACUUCCACGUCCUAAAACAGCCCCGCUUAUUUCAGGAAACAAAUUCAAAGUUGACAUCUCCAAAGAAGAAAUUGUGAGUGAUCGAGACAUUGAUUUCUUUAUGUUUGUUAGUCCUUACAUCAUUCCACCCGAACUUCUUUCUAAACUUCUCGAAGAAUGCGAACGUAUUGAAUCACAAACAGUCAACACAGCACGUACCUUACCACAUUAA
Molecule: messenger RNA, 4557 nt
Organism: Trichomonas vaginalis G3
Lineage: Eukaryota; Parabasalia; Trichomonadida; Trichomonadidae
Exons: 1
Coding region: 1-4557 (1518 amino acids)
Molecular function (GO): protein binding
Source: RefSeq, a predicted model, not a curated record